AUGUCCGACGACCAACAGACCCGCCAGGGCAUCGCCAUUGAUCCAGAGGCUACGGGCGUAGAAUGUGAUUCCACAGCUGAUGCAGAGAGCACCCACUCCUCAGUAGCGUCUGUCUCGUCAAGCAUCUACGAGUAUCGCAAGAUUCAAGGCAGGACAUAUCAGAGUUCUCACACAACUGAUUACUGGGCUCCUAAUGACGACAAGCAUGUUGAGGCUUUUGACGUGGCACACGAAUGGCUUACCAUGAUGCUUGACGACAAGCUUUAUCGGAUACUCGACAUUGGAACUGGCACUGGUAUCUGGGCAAUUGACAUGGCAGAUAAGUUCCCUUCGGCAGAGGUCAUCGGAGUUGACAUCUCGCCUACCCAACCAUCCUGGAUCCCACCGAAUCUCAAGUUCCAAAUCGACGAUGCGCAGCUUGACUGGACGUUUGAGCCUGAUUCCUUCGACUUUAUCCAUAUCCGUUACAUGCACGGCGCCUUUGAUGAUUGGCAGAGAUUUUAUCGCCAAAUGUUCAAAGCUUUGAAGCCUGGUGGCUGGUUCCAGCAUAUCGAGCCUGACAUCCAUCUGAAAUGCGACAACGCAUACUCGGUAGCUGAGAAUGAAACAUUUCGGCAGUGGGCUCAGCUAUUCUACGAUGCUGGCGACAAGAUUGGACGUACUUUCAACAUCACUAAUGGACUCAUGCAGGACGCUGCUCGAGAUGCAGGGUUCGAAGACAUUGUCCAUAAAGUACAUAUCAUCCCACUAGGCGAAUGGCCAAAGGAUGUUAAGCGCAAAAGGCAAGGGCAGUUUGUCGGUUUGUACAUGGAUCUCAGUCUAGAUGGCUUUGCGCUGUAUCCCAUAGGCCAGAUCCUCGGCUGGAGCCGUGAAGAGGUUGAGGUUCUCGUGGCAAAGAUGCGGGCUAUUAUUCGAAAUCCGAAACAUCUUGCCAGUGGCGACAUGCAUUUGGUCUACGGUCGAAAGCCCAUCCAGACCUAG
Fusarium pseudograminearum CS3096 is the source of this 981-nucleotide messenger RNA. RefSeq lists its product as uncharacterized. The record is from RefSeq and is a predicted model, not a curated record. NCBI's taxonomy places the organism in Eukaryota, Fungi, Ascomycota, Sordariomycetes, Hypocreales, Nectriaceae. Gene Ontology annotation, molecular function: methyltransferase activity. The transcript has 9 exons. Bases 1 to 981 code for a protein of 326 amino acids.